UGGAGGAGACGGGUGCUUCAGCCCUUGCCCUCGAGCUUUCCACUGUUCAUUAAAAGGUCGCCCGGCCCACCCGUCACCAUUUCUACCCCGGGGAGACAGCGCGUCCAGCCCCUGCAGCGGCUGAGCCUCGGGCGCAAAACUUUGGUGGCCGCGGCCAUCGGGGUGGUGAUGAUCCUGAUUCUGGUGGUCCUCAUCCCGGUGCUGGUCAACUCAGUGGGCAUCGACGGGCACUACGAGAUGCUGGGCACGUGCCGCAUGGUCUGCGACCCCUACUUGGCCAAGACCACCAGCGCCAGCGCCAUCCGGACCGAGGCGGGAGAGACCCUCGCCAGCAGCGGCCACGCCGGGCUCCCCGCGCCAUCCACGUUGGUGCAAGGGCCGCAAGGCAAGCCCGGGCGGCCGGGAAAACCCGGGCCACCGGGGCCACCAGGAGAACCGGGUCCGCCGGGGGCCAUGGGGCCCCCGGGGGAGAAAGGGGACCCCGGGAAGCCGGGCCCCCCUGGCUUGCCCGGGCCGGGCCUGGGCAACGGAGCCAUCAGCACGGCCACCUACACCACGGUGCCCCGCGUGGCUUUUUACGCGGGCCUCAAGAACCCGCACGAGGGCUACGAGAUCCUUAAAUUCGACGACGUGGUGACCAACCUGGGCAACAACUACGAGGCCACCACGGGCAAGUUCACGUGCAACAUCCCCGGCACUUAUUUCUUCACCUACCACGUCCUGAUGCGCGGAGGCGACGGCACCAGCAUGUGGGCGGACCUGUGCAAGAACGGACAGGUGCGGGCCAGCGCCAUCGCGCAGGAUGCGGAUCAGAACUACGACUACGCUAGCAACAGUGUCAUCCUUCACCUGGAUGCCGGCGACGAGGUUUUCAUCAAGCUGGACGGAGGCAAAGCCCACGGAGGGAACAACAACAAAUAUAGCACCUUCUCAGGCUUCAUCAUCUACUCGGACUGAGGGCUGCGAGCAGCAGCAGCAGCAGCAGCCAUGCUAGUUCCCGGCCUCCUGGAUUUCUCUCUUGUGUGUCAGCUGCAAAGUCAGCUGCAGAACUCACAUCCACCGACAUCUUCGCACGCUGUCCGUCUCCCCGCCAAGGUGCAGGGAUGCGGUGGUUGGGUCCUGUUGCCCUUUUCCCCGCCCCUCCAGGGGGCACUGCGGAGGAACAACAGAUGAGUCAAGCCAACCACCAUUCCCACCCCUAAUUUUCCUUCCAUGCAUUUCCAGGCGCAUCACUAUUUGCGAAGCCUUCUAAG
Messenger RNA from Lacerta agilis (Sand lizard), 1253 nucleotides. RefSeq names its product complement C1q like 1 (gene C1QL1). The record is from RefSeq and is a predicted model, not a curated record. The transcript is spliced from 3 exons. Gene Ontology annotation, molecular function: protein binding. The coding region runs from base 169 to 957 and encodes 262 amino acids. NCBI's taxonomy places the organism in Eukaryota, Metazoa, Chordata, Lepidosauria, Squamata, Lacertidae.